Stomoxys calcitrans (stable fly) is the source of this 1397-nucleotide messenger RNA. RefSeq names its product odorant receptor 10a (gene Or10a). Lineage: Eukaryota; Metazoa; Arthropoda; Insecta; Diptera; Muscidae. Gene Ontology annotation, biological process: detection of chemical stimulus involved in sensory perception of smell; sensory perception of smell. The coding region runs from base 1 to 1071 and encodes 356 amino acids. The record is from RefSeq and is a predicted model, not a curated record. The transcript has 5 exons. Gene Ontology annotation, molecular function: olfactory receptor activity; odorant binding. Gene Ontology annotation, cellular component: plasma membrane.
AUGUUUUUUGACUUUCUGGCUCGCACAACAAAUUUGGAAAAAUAUUAUCUCUAUGUACCCAAAAUCUGUCUGCGAGUCAUGGGAUUUUGGCCAGCAUCGCCAAGGACCCAGUUAAUCAACGUGUGGAGUGUGUUUAAUUUUUUGAUUUUACUGAUUGGAGUUUUAACUGAACUUCAUGCUGGGUUCUCUUUAUUGUCCACGAACUUGGAGAAAGCCUUGGAUACUCUCUGCCCAGCGGGUACUUCGGCUGUAACUGUUCUCAAAAUGAUACUAAUUUCAUACUAUCGCAAAGAUUUCAUAUUGGUUUUGGAGAAAAUGCAUCAAAUGCUUUUUGGGGAUUACCGCAAAGAUAACAAAUAUGUGUUGGCAUAUAAGCGUAUAAUAAGACACCACUCAGUGAUGGCAGCUCGUGUGAAUUUUACACCAUUUCUUGCUGGUUUUAUUACUUGUACAGCAUAUAAUCUGAAGCCUUUGGUCUUGGCAUGGAUAUUUUGGUCCAAGGGCAAAGAAAUUGUGUGGUUGACACCCUUUAAUAUGACCAUGCCACCCGUAUUUGUUCAUGGAUUAUUGUAUCCCCUAGGCUAUCUCUUCACAGCCUACACCGGUUAUGUGACCAUUUUCAUGUUUGGCGGUUGUGAUGCCUUGUAUUUUGAAUAUUGUGCCCAUAUUGCGGCCCUUUUGAAAAUGCUACAAGUGGAUGUUAAAUUGCUGUUUGCCAAAUUCAAUGAAAAAUUAUCCUUAAAUGCCGAGGAUUCCUUGUAUAUGGAACAACAAUUGAAGUUGAUAAUUCGUCGUCAUAAUGCCAUCAUAGAGAUGACGAAUUUCUUUCGCCAACGUUAUGCCAUAAUAACUUUGGCCCAUUUUGUAUCGGCCAGCAUGGUGAUUGGGGCGAGUAUAUUUGAAAUGAUGACGUAUUCUGGCUUUGGUCGUUUCAUCUAUUUGGGCUAUACUGUGGCUGCUCUCUCCCAAUUGGCUGUAUACUGCUAUGGCGGUACCUUGGUGGCUGAAAAUAGUGUCCAUUUAUCCACCGUCAUUUUCAAGUGUAAUUGGUUUAUAUGUAGUCCUAGAUAGCGUCGCAUCAUUCUCAUCAUCAUGAUACGUUCACAAAGGGCUUUGACGAUGUCAGUGCCAUUCUUUUCGCCCUCGAUGACCACAUUUGCUUCGAUUUUGCAAACCUCGGGAUCCAUCAUUGCCUUGGCCUCAUCGUUUCAGGGCCAGACGUCUGCAACAUCUCAAAAUUAUUAAAUAUUCCAAGCUUGUCAUUUAACCAAAAAUAUCCAUGCACUACACGAUGUAGAUCUAUUUGCACAACUUUUAGAAGUACACCCUUGGCUAGUGAAAGGUGAAGAGCUUUAUAGGUAAGCCUGAUACUGCACUUGAAAUUAUGACUAAAGUGC